AUGGAUCAACUCGACUUUCCCCGUGUUACCCAGUACUACCGUGAGAAGGUGGUGGAUCAUGCCAUCCACAUGAUUCCCAACAACAACAUCCCCACCCUAUCCAAACAGAAGGUCACUGGCAACAAGGUCUUCAUCAAGAACAUGAAGAAAGUGAUCAGAUACUACAACAAAGUGAUCAAGAAGCUCAGUCCCAAAUAUCAUCCGCAAGAAAUCAGCAAGCUCGAGAAAGAGCGCGACAGCAUUCAGCAGACCUUGGAUGACCCAAAUGAUAUUAGACUGCGAAUCCUCAAGAACCUCGAAGCCGAUUUCGUAGCUAGGGAUGUCUACGCCCCGGAUCUUGAUAACGAAUCGGAUGCGGAUGACCAAGACGAUGCGCAACCCGAGUCCGCCACAAAGGUAGAACCCGCAACGGAGUCAAUCGAGGAGAAGGCCACCACAACUGAGUCAAUCCAGGAGAAGACCACUACCCCUGCACCAGUUGAAGCUUCCGGAGAGCUCCCAACCGACGAAGCCUCUGCCAAUCUCCGUACCGACGAAGCCUCUGCCAAUGUUGAUGAAGCACCACUGCGUAGAGAUGACGCCCAGCUCUCUGUUGAAGCACCUGCAGGUCCCGUUGUCGAUUCUCUCCAGCGCGAAAAGGAACCCCUCCAGGCAAACGAUGCGCCAGUUUCAACUGAGAGACCUGCCUUCCCCGAUCCCAACUCUCUUCCAGCCAAUAAUCCUGGCGCAUGCCCAGAGGACAUCGACGAUGAAUGCUUUGCUCCUGCAGGAUGGCUCGCGGAUGUCAAUGCGGAGAAUGUGGCAGUUGCCCAAGACACUGAGGUUCCUGUUCCUGACACCCACGGCGAUAUAGGAGCCGCGACAACAUCAAAUGAGCCACAGGAGGACCCCGCUGCACGUGCCCUACGUUUAUAUUACGAGGAGAUCGCAGAAGAUGACUCCACCGACUACGAUGACUGGUUUGACGACUACGACGUCUCCUUCUCCACCGAAGAGUCUCCUGAUUCUGAUUCUGUGGAACAAACCUCGUCCGUGAACUCUGAUGCCUCCGUGCCCAAUGAGACUUCUGUCGAUGCUCCUGGACCGGCUACUCUUUGGGGCAUCUUGUCGUCUUCGAGCCCUGCGGAUGUCAGCCAUUCAGCGCCCGAUGUCGAAGCACUUAAGAGUCCCAUGCCCACUGACAUCAACGCUGGUAUUGGACAAGUCAGUCAAUUGCAACAUCCGGCCAUCAUCAACACCGAGACACCAUGUGAGACUAUUGACGACAACCUCAAGGAAGGCGGCUCGGAGCACCUCUCUCAUCAUGUCGCACCGCCAACUAAAUUGAUCUGUCAACUGCCCAUCCGCUCCAAGAGAGCGCUAGAGACUGCAUCGAACGCGUCGAUGCCUGCGAACGAACUCAAGACCAACUGUGAUCAGCCGAAAGUCUUGAGUGAGGAGACUCCCCUUGCUAGCGAUGUCGAAGCGCCAAUUGCCACGACUCCGGUGCUCCCUCCUCCUCACGAUAUUGUGGAAGCGACUGGAGAUGGAGUCCCGGUGCAACCACAAGCUGCCGCUGGAGAUACUGAGCAGCUUCAAGUUCAAGUUCAAGAAGAUGUUCCCGGACCCGCCACUCUGUGGGGAAUUCUAGCUUCCGAGCCUGCACCCGAUUGCAAGCAACAAAUUGAGGAUCCUCCUCUAUCAGUCAACCCUGCUUGCAGUUCUCUUACACCAAUUUCCCCGGAGAGCCCUGAAGUUGACGUCGCAGUUGCAGUCAGCAGCCCGGCCGAGUCAAGCUUUUCUGAAGACGCUUCGACCGCCAUUGAUGAACCCUGCUCAGGAUGUGGUAAAGAGGACUCGUCAUCCAAGGGAGACGAAAGCUCUAUUCUGCUUGGCUCCCCAUCAGCUAAGACAACCAAUGUUUCUGAAUCAACUGCUCUAAGCGCCCCGGCGACACCGGUCAAGGUUGAAGAAAACGACCAGAACGAGUUGAACUGUGAGGAGCUUGUGGAGGACCACCUCGAUUUCAGAAACAUUGGAACUCAUCUUGAUACGGAGGCCAUCGAAUAUGAAGCAACCAUGCCGGCCACAAUGCCGGAUCUCGCUCUCCAGACCACUGAGCCUUUGGAUGACGCAAAGGUGCCUGUAGUGGCUCUCUCUUCCAUCAAAGAAGAGCUCACCAUCCCUACUCCCACUGGUCCCAAGGCAGACGAAGUCCAGACAUCUGCAGACGCGACCCAGGCAGCUACCGAGCCCUACGAGCCACCCAAGUGGUCCCUUACACAUAUCUUCGGCUGUGCAGUGGCCAUUACCGUCCCUAUGGUCAUCAUCUACCCGACCAUUGGACUUCUUGGGGCUUAUGGUCUCAUUCGAUACGCGCGAAGUCAGUGCAAUUGA
Messenger RNA from Exophiala mesophila, 2376 nucleotides. RefSeq lists its product as uncharacterized. Bases 1 to 2376 code for a protein of 791 amino acids. The transcript is spliced from 2 exons. The record is from RefSeq and is a predicted model, not a curated record. Lineage: Eukaryota; Fungi; Ascomycota; Eurotiomycetes; Chaetothyriales; Herpotrichiellaceae.